AUGACUACUGAAUUCCUCGGAAAAGAAGGUUCUUCUCAAGGAGACAUUGUAUCACUCAGCGAAACUUCACGCCUCCGUCGGACAGAGACUCGUUCUUCGAGGAAGAAGUAUGCCCCGUCUUUCUUUCUUUCUUCCUCCCACUUUCAUUCUUGUUUCUUUCUUUCGUUUGUUUUGCUUUUCUUUCUUUCUUUCUUUCUUUCUUUCUUUCUUUAUUUAUUUAUUUAUUUAUUUAUUUUUUUCUCCUACAUUAUUCUCACUUUCAUUCUUUUCUUGUCUGUUUCUUUCUUUUGUUUGUUUUGCUUUUCUUUCUUUCUUUCUUUCUUUCUUUCUUUCUUUCUUUCUUUCUUUCUUUCUGCCUUUCUUUCUUUCUUUCUUUAUCCCACAUUAUUCUCACAUGUUUUCUUGUUUGUUUUUGUUUGUUUGUUUGUGUCUUUUUUUUCUUUCUUUUUUUCUUUUUUAAUUUUCUUUCUUUCUUUCUCCCUAAAAAGAGGAAAAAUAAUAUCACUUUCAUUCUUUUCGCGUUUUUCUUUCGUCUGUUUUUUACAUUUCUUUCUUUCUUUCUUUCUUUCUUUCUUUCUUUCUUUAUCCCACAUUAUUCUCACAUGUUUUUCUUGUUUGUUUUUUGUUUGUUUGUGUCUUUCUUUCUUUCUUUCUUUCUUUCUUUCUUUCUUUCUUUAUCCCACAUUAUUCUCACAUGUUUUUCUUGUUUGUUUUUUGUUUGUUUGUUUGUUUGUGUCUUUCUUUCUUUCUUUCUUUCUUUCUUAA
Molecule: messenger RNA, 765 nt
Organism: Acanthosepion pharaonis
Lineage: Eukaryota; Metazoa; Mollusca; Cephalopoda; Sepiida; Sepiidae
Source: the annotation of a GenBank genome assembly